CCAAGAAGUCCUAUCAAAAUCGAUCACCUUAGUUGGGUUUGUCAGAAGCACUCCUUGCAAACCCUCAGGAGAGCCUGCUUCACAAGCUCCAGUAAGCAGGCCCUUCGUCGCCGUGGCGGAGCCAUAAUGGCGACGGCUCCAGAGCCUGUGAUCAUCGUUCCUCCAGCCGCGCCCGUUUCCGAAGGCGAUAAUCGUGCCGAGGACCACGCGCUCCCGCCAGUUCCUCCCGCCACCGCUGCUGAGGGUAUGGGUCCCUUGAUGCCGGUGGUGAGCGGCGACGGCAGCCGAGGCCCAUACCCUAACGUAAACGGAGACGGAAACCUAGUCGGAGACGGAGGGAUGGACGGAAUCGGCGGAACGGCGGCUUUGGAGGAAGGUGCUGCGGGGUUGGACCAGAGCGUGGCGACGCCGAUGAGCGCGCGGAAGCGCGCGAAGCGGGCGGAGGUGUUCGUGGGGGGGCUGGACAAGGGCGCCACGGAGGACGACGUGAAGCGCGUGUUCGGGCGCGCGGGGCAGAUCGCGCACGUGCGCCUGCCGCGGGACGCCGCCACGGGGCGCAACAAGGGCUACUGCUUCGUGCAGUACGCCUCCGACGCCGCUGCGCGCCGAGCGGCCGCCGAACUGGACCGCAUACUGGUGCGGGGGAGGCCGGUGGGCGUGCUGGGCGGCGAGCAGGAGGACACGCUCUUCAUCGGGAACAUCAACAAGACGUGGUCCAAGGACAAGAUAGAGGAGGCGUUGGCGGGGUACGGCGUGGGGCCGUACGAGGCGCUGACGUUCAUGGCGGAUCCGCAGCACGCGGGGCACAACCGCGGCUUCGCCUUCCUCGAGUUCGCCUCGCACCGCCAAGCCGCCGCCGCGACAAUGCGCCUGCAGCAGCCGGGCGUAUCACUGGGCGUGGACCGCCCUCCCCGCGUGGCGUGGGCCGACCCCCUCAACGAGCCCGACCAGCACGUCAUGGCGCAGGUGAAGAGCAUAUUUGUGGACGGCAUGCCGCCGUCGUGGGACGAGCCGCGGGCGGCGGGGUUCUUUGGGCGAUACGGGGAGAUAGAGCGCGUGGUGCUGGCGCGCAACCUGCCGUCCGCCCGGCGCCAUGACUACGGCUUCAUCAACUACUCCUCCCGCGAGGCGGCUCUCGCUGCCAUCGCCGCACUCAACGGCUCGCAAGUCGUCGACGGGCAGUAUCAGAUGAAGAUGCGUGUGACUCUGGCCAAGCCUCAGGACCGCAAGCCUCGCGCCCCCGCUUCUAGGGGGGACCAGGGGGGCAGGCUGGGGGGAGCGGGUGUGGGCGCGCAGGAGGGAGGCUCAGCAGGGAGUGCAGCGGCAGCUGUGGAGGCAGCUCUGGCCAACGAAUCCACGGGAGGAGGGGAAGGAGGGAAGGAGGGAGAGGGAGGAGGAGGCGGGGAGGCAGUAACGGGAGUGACAGCGAGUGUGGUGGAGAGGGAGAGGGAGGGGGGCAAGAACAGUGUGGGUGUGAACCGGUUUGAGUGUGCAGUCUGUGUGUUUGGGUCGGACGAUGAGGGCGAGUACCUGGCGCACCAGCUGUCACGCGCGCACGCCAUCGUGAGCACGUUCCGCCACGACCUCAAGCUGGCCAACAAGACGCCGCUCAGCGUGCUCAACGAGUUCGCCAUGCGCAACAAAAUCGCGGUGGAGUACGACCUCAAGGGCGACCCCGCGGGGCCCUUUGACGCCUCAGCAGCUCUGGGUGGUGGCCCCAACGCCAUCCCAUGGGUGCGCGGUGAGGCGCGUGCAGGCAUGAAGCUGCGUGCGAAGCAGAUGGCGGCGGGCGCGGCGGUGGAGAGCCUGCUGCUGGCGGGCGUGGCGGAGACCGAGUUCACGCGCCCGGGGCAGGCCAGGCUCAAGCAGAUGGGGCGCAAGGGGGCAGCUGGGGGGCGAGGGGCGCCUGCAGGGGUGCACGGGGGCGGGCGAGGGGCGUAUGGGGUCCGCGGGGGGGGGGACAGGGGACGAGGAGAGGAUAGGGCUGGUGGGGGUUAUGGGGGGUGGUCGUCAGGUGGAGGGGGGGGGGGAGGAGGAUUAGGUGGGUAUGGUGCCUUGGGCGUGUAUGGCGGAGGGACGGUUGGGACUGGAUUGGGGGAGGUGGCUACAGGGGAGAGUUACGCAGAGAGGCUGGGUCGCAUCCAGGGGAGGCAUUAUGUGAUGCGGACUGCACUGCCGGCUGCAGCGGCUGCUAUGGCGCCUCUGGCACCUCCUGCUGCAGGCAUGGGCGCGGGGGCAGGGGGGUAUGGUGCACCCAGUGCUGCCUAUACUGGCCCUGGGGCUGCCGGGGCUGCAUACGGGGGGCAGUAUGGUGGGGGGCAGUACAGUGCGGUGCAGUACGGUGGAGCGCAGUUUGGUGGGACGCAGUAUGUGGGAAGCAAGUAUGAGGGGUCGCAGUACAGUGCGGUGCAGUAUGGUGGGUCGCAGCACGAGGGGCAGUAUGGGCGGGCAGAGGGAGUUCUGAGUGGAGUGAAGCGACCAUACCCUGCACCUGAAGCUGCUGAUGCUUAUGCCGCCCAGCGUGCUCGCAGCGACCCCUCCGCCUCCUCCACGCGUACCUACUCCAUCCCACUGCCAGCGCCCCUCUACAGCGCCCCACCGCCCCCACAUCCCUACAGCACCCCACCGCCCUCUCAUGGCUACGGCACCCCAGCGCCCGCACAUCCCUACACCCAUCCACCUCCCCCACAUGCACCCACCGCCAACCUGCCUCCCACCUAUCCCUCCGCACACACCUACCCCUCUUCUUACUCCUACCCAUUUGCCAACACUGCCCCAUACGCUGCUGGUGGUGUUUCAGCAGCACCAGCGCCACCACCGGCACUCCCGCCCCACUACCAGCAACCGCACCAGCAGCCACAGCAGGGGGGUGGCCCUGCUGCUGCUGCUGGCAGUGGCAGCACCACUGCAGCUGCUGAGCGCGCGCACACACACGCUCAGUACUACUCAACCCAGCAGACCCAGCAGCCAUACUCGCAGCAGCAGCAGCCACCACCGAAGCCAUACCAGCCGCCGUAUCAGCAGCCACAGCAGCAGCCACACGAGCAGAAGCCACAGCAGCCUCAGCAGCAGCAGCAGCAGCAGCAGCAGCCACAGCAACAGCAGCAGGCAGCAGCAGGGGGGGCCGAGAGAGGUGGCGGUGCGGGGGGAGGCGGGCACCAGCAGCAGGGAGCAGCAGGGGAGCGGGGAGGACGGGAAGGUUAUGGCGGAGUGGCUGUGCCCCCCAGCAGCAGCGGUGGAGGGGGCUAUGGGGCCGCGUAUGGGGGCGUGUACGGUGGGCUCUAUCCCCCCCACACCCAUGCUGCCACCACUGCCGCCAGCCCACCUGCUCCUGCCGCCCAUUCCGCAGCCGCACCGCCCGCCCAGUCACGGGCGCACACGUCUGCUGGGCAGUCCCCUGCGCCUGCAGGUGGGGCAGGCAGUGCAGGAGGAGCGGGAGGAGUGGGAGGAGCAGGGAGUGCAGCGGGCACAGGCAGUGCGACGGGGACGAGUGCGUACGGGCAGUAUGCGUCCGUGCCCACCACCUACUACUGACCCCUGCACUGCCAACCCAGUCGGCUACUCGCACACAACAGCUGUCACGCGCGUGUCUCGACUGGACAAGAGUCGGUUCGGGCUUCACGAGCCCAAACCCUCGUGCAAACGCGAAAAGAAACCCAAGUGAAUGGCGAGGCUGAAAGUGAAUUCGAAAGCUCAGUCGUCAAGCAGCCUGCUUGCCUGUCAAGCAGUGCACUGCUGCUGGUGCCAGCACCCCAACCUAAAGCACCGUUGCUGGCAAGCAGUGGUGUUUCCUGUCUAGAGCGUGGCACAGUAGCUGGGGUCUGAGAGGCAGACCGCAGCAUGUGGCUUGCCAUGGAUGCUUGUUGCGCUCACUCAUUCUGGAAACUUGGAUCGAAGCCGGCAGACUUCUGCUGCUGUUCUCUCCAGGGCAUCCUGGGAAGAACUGUUUCGCGUGCGUGCAUCUUUUUUUUUGUUCUUACGCAGUUUCAACUCUCUCAAAAUUGUGGUGCUGUAGGCCCCCCUUGUCACUGUACAACCUACAAAUGUGCUGCAUACUAUCUGCAACACAUAGACAUGUAGGCUUGACAUGACAUGGCAUCUCCGAAUGCAUGGAUUGCUUGACACGUCAUCAUGCAUAUAAGAAACCAAUUAUAGCCACGGCAGCAAGUGGCUCUUUACUCACGCUUAGGAAGAACUAUGGAAGUACUGUAGCUGGAUUGUGCAUGGUUAAGGGCUGCUGUUGGCAGAUGUUGUUAGAAUACGAGAAUGUAUUACUAGGUGGAGAUUACAGCACAUAUAGCAGUUGGGGUUGUACUCACUAGGAACACACAUCUACACUAGCCUAUAACUUCUACAUGCAACACAUGUAUAAGUUGACACACCCCCUAGGCUAGAGAAGGGGUGGUGCUAAGUAGUAAGCACACAGUUCAGGGCGGCACCAGUGCUGAUCUUUGGAUUUUCGCUACUCUGAAUUCUGGUAGUGAUUUUUAUCGGAACUCUGAAAAUCAGGGUGACCUCUAACAUUUUCCCUGAAUGGUCAGAGUAACCCAGUAUUUCUAAAAAUUUUACUCUGCCAAGUAUGUUCUCUUGUAGACGCCCGCAAAUGCAUGGGUCAUGUCACGUGUCUAAUUGCCUAGUUCAUACAUGAUCACACGCCAUUUUGAGGGAGCUAGGGCCAGCAUGGGCCGUGUGAAAGAAAGGUGUCUUAGAAACUUAGGACUAAAGGUUCUUAAACUUAGGAGGCUAGGUUGGCUAGGAUACUAGGAAGAAGACCGCCAUGGAAUGGCGUGAGGAAAAACGGAUCUAGGAGGUGAGAGGAUGUCGAGAAGAAAGGAAGUUGGAUUAG
Molecule: messenger RNA, 4846 nt
Organism: Closterium sp. NIES-67
Lineage: Eukaryota; Viridiplantae; Streptophyta; Zygnematophyceae; Desmidiales; Closteriaceae
Source: the annotation of a GenBank genome assembly